Pieris brassicae (large cabbage white) is the source of this 1052-nucleotide messenger RNA. RefSeq names its product UPF0545 protein C22orf39 homolog. The coding region runs from base 332 to 832 and encodes 166 amino acids. The record is from RefSeq and is a predicted model, not a curated record. Lineage: Eukaryota; Metazoa; Arthropoda; Insecta; Lepidoptera; Pieridae. The transcript is spliced from 3 exons.
GAACCAUGUACAUUACUUGUUCCCUAUGCUAUAAAACAGCUGAUUAUGUGAAUGUCGGUUGACACUUGACCAACUCAUUUCUACACUACAGCCUUUCCAUUGUUUUGAAAAGGUUUUCUUAUAGAUUUUAGUCUUUUGUACAUAUUUCAGGUGUAAGCCUAGACUAUAUAAAUUCUUAACUAUAAUUUAUUAAAUAAACCCUAUCUACAUAAUCUCGAUCUACAAAGUUAUUAACAAGAAAAUUAAUAUGCACGUUAAGGUUAUGUAAUAAAAGUUUAUUACUUAAAUUUUAAAUUAAACUUUGCAAUAAUCGUAUGUGUACUGCACAGUUAUGAUGGCCCAAUAUAGCCAAGAUAAAACUGAUUUAGACCACAAGGAACAUAAAGAAGCUAAAGCUGACUCUGAAACUAACAUUGAUGAGGUUAUUGAGGAUAGUUGGUUGAUACGGGAUUGUGAAGUAUACAGUGAUGAAUAUAAUGAAUGCACAAGCUUUAAAGGAAGGUUUCACCAAUAUUUUAUAUAUGGCGAGACCCUGGACUGCAAUCAGUGGAAAAGAGAUUGUGACAACUGCUACAAAUGGGUGGAUAGUAAAGAUGUUAAGGCUGGAGAAGCACUCAUAACUAGUGAGAAGAAUCGGAGAAUGGAUAGAUUAAGAGCCCACUAUAGGAAUGAUAUUUGGAAAAAGCGUGAUUUACCACCAGAUGACUGGUCUGCCCCAUUACCUGAGUGGAUGGUCAAGAGGGAUGAAAAUACAUAUUUAGCACAAAAAGCUAAGGAAAUAAGAGAAGGAACUGAAACUGUUGAAAAAGAAAGCACAUGUUCAAUAAUGUAGUCCAAAAGUGUAGUAGACAUGGUCUAUUUCUUCUCUCCAGUUCGAUAAGAUGUUUAUCUCUAUCAAAAAAGACAUUUUAAGUUUUGCCAAAAACAUUGAUUAUAUAACUGUGUUAAACAGUUUUAACAAGAUACCUCUUUAGUGUGUUAGAACAUUAUAUAAAUGUAAGUUGUUUUGCUACAUAUUAGAUUGAAUAGACAAUUACAGUUAUUUAUUAAGA